Gadus morhua (Atlantic cod) is the source of this 3433-nucleotide messenger RNA. Its product is annotated as large neutral amino acids transporter small subunit 4-like. The record is from RefSeq and is a predicted model, not a curated record. Gene Ontology annotation, biological process: transmembrane transport; neutral amino acid transport. Gene Ontology annotation, molecular function: neutral L-amino acid transmembrane transporter activity; L-amino acid transmembrane transporter activity. NCBI's taxonomy places the organism in Eukaryota, Metazoa, Chordata, Actinopteri, Gadiformes, Gadidae.
AUAAUCCGUUCAAAGUGUUGAAUGUGGUUUGAUGGAACCACAUGAGUCGGGGGAACGUGUUUUAUGUAGUUCUUCCUCUCUCCACUAAGCGCCUCCCUCAGCCUAAACUUCAGGAUGUUUUCAUCUUCAGUGGGUCUCAUGCAGGGUCUGCUCUCUGCAUAUGGCCCACCUUUAUUUCCUGGAAGUACAAGCUUGUUCCUUACCAUGUUCUUUUUGUUCCUCUCUUGCAUUUGUUGAGAAACUGACGCUCAUCUAACACAUUCAUGAACACAGCUUUACUAUUCUGUAGACUGCACACUGCUAUGCAAUAGAUAGGAUUCAAUUCCUCAGCAUUAUUUUAUAAAUCUAAGACUGUGUAUUAAGUGAUUAUUUGGGCCUAGUGUAAAAUAUUGACCAUGCAUUUAGCAGCACUGUACUGUUCUGCCAUCUUUUAUAACGCACUGUGUUUACUAAUUGUGUACCAGGCCACAUGUUGUGUUUUUACUAUGUUUUGUGUCUGACCAAACUAAUUGUACCUUUAGAGAUUAUCUCCUAACCUGUUAUGUUAACUAUCUUCUUUGUUUCAAACGUUACUCGACUGUUUUUCUCCUUACCUUUUAUUAUUUAUUUAACCAUUUCGCCGCUUGCUGAUUGGUCGAACGCGUCUCUAGCUCAGCGGCUGGCCAAUGACAGCGCAUGCUUGUUUGUGCGGUCGGUCCUCUCCGAUGUAUAAAAAGAAACAGGAACGCUGAUGCAGGAAGAAUAUGGAUCGAUGCCGAGAAUCAAGGCACCACCUGCACGACUAAAUCCACCACUGUUCAUGUGUUGCUCCUUCGACGGUGAACCCCAGGUCUUCAACGGACACAGUCACUCCGUGGUGAGAGACCCUCGCGAGUGUCCUCGGGUUUAAGGAUCUCAGGUUCCUUCUCCCUCAACUCGGACCAGGCCCCCUGUUGUUCAUCCCUCCCCCGGCUGCUAUGGCCCCCUCUCUGGCCACGGCCUUCUCGCGCCGCUGGUGGAUGGCGGUGACGGCGGUAGUGGAGAACCUGCUGUUCUCGGCAGUCCUGCUAGGCUGGGGCUCCCUGCUCAUCAUGCUUAAGUCGGAGGGCUUCUACUCCUACCUGUGCCGGGGACCCGGCAACGACUCCAGCUACAACCACUCUCAGGACCAAUCAGAGGUGGAGGAGGAGUUCCUGGCAAUGAAGGGCUGGCCCAUCUGCAAGCAGCAGGAUGAGAUGCUGAACCUGGCCUUCACAGUGGGCUCCUUCCUGCUUUCCUCCGCCAUCACCCUGCCUCUGGGCAUCGUCAUGGAAUAUGGGCCCAGGAAGCUAAGGCUGCUUGGCAGUGCCUGCUUUGCCUUCUCCUGCCUCCUCAUCGCCUAUGGAGCCAGUGACCCGACCAAUCUCUCCAUCCUCAUCUUCUUCGCCCUGGCAAUGAACGGUUUCGGGGGCAUGUGCAUGACCUUCACGUCGUUGACCCUGCCCAGCAUGUUCGGAGACCUGCGUUCCACCUUCAUCGCCCUGAUGAUUGGCUCCUACGCCUCCUCCGCUGUCACCUUCCCCGGCAUCAAGGUGAUCUACGACCUGGGGGCCACCUUCAUCACCAUCCUGCUGGUGUGGGCGUGCUGCGCCGGGCUGGUCUUCCUCAACUGCCUCCUGAACUGGCCCCUGGAGCCCUUCCCCGGCCCCGAGGACAUGGACUACACGGUGAAGAUCAAGUUCAGCUGGCUGGGCUUUGACCACAAGAUCACGGGCAAGCAGUUCUACCGUCAGGUGACCACGGUGGGCCGGCGCCUGAGUGUGGGCAACUCCAUGAAGCAGCACCACCACAGUGGUCAGCAGCCCCGGGACCUGGGCUCGCAGGAGGCCAGCAAACUCUGCCUCUCCACUGUCGACCUGGAGGUCAAGGGCCAGGCUAAGGAGGAGACUCAGUCCUUCAUGAAGAGUGUGUUGAGCCCAAUCUUCAUGCUCAGCCUCAUCACCAUGUGUGUGACACAGCUCCGUCUCAUCUUCUACAUGGGAGCGAUGAACACCAUCCUAGAGUCCCUCACCGAAGGAGACCUCAGCACAGUGAGUGUUUACACGUCUAUCUUCGGCGUGCUCCAGCUCCUGUGUCUCAUCACCUCCCCUGUCAUCGGCUACAUGAUGGACUGGAGGCUUAAAGACUGUGAGGAUGAGAGCGAUGCCAAGGCAAAGAGAGAGCCUGGGCAGGACCGGCGUCCUGAUAAGCAGAUUCAGAAGAUCACCAACGCAACGCGAGCGUUCAUCUUCACCAACCUGCUGCUGGUGGCCUUCGGCUUCACCUGUAUCGUCCCAAAUCUGCCCCUACAGAUUUUGUCUUUUAUUUUGCACACCGUCGUUAGAGGUUUCAUACACUCUGCAGUCGGGGGCCUCUAUGCAGCUGUCUACCCGUCUUCCCAGUUUGGCAGUCUGACGGGCAUGCAGUCUCUGAUCAGUGCUCUGUUCGCCCUGCUGCAGCAGCCUCUGUUCAUGGCCAUGGUGGGCCCCCUGGAGGGAGACCCCCUCUGGGUCAAUGUGGGGUUGCUGGGCCUGAGCCUGCUGGGGUUCUGCCUGCCCCUCUACCUGCUGUGCCACAGCCGCCACCUGACACGGCUCAGGGAGGAGCACGACGACGACCCCAAGGUCUACGCCCACAUCAGCAACGGCGAUGGCGGCGAUGCCGAUGGCAUUAAGCCUGAGGUCUUUGUCUAGUAAUCUCUCGCCCUCUAAGGUCGGAGAGAAGCCCUGUGGAGUUCGACAGGGCGUUUCCAGGAUAAAAAAAAUGAAUUGAAGCAGUUCUGCUGAAUGGAUGAGAGCAGAAGAGAGGGGAUGGGAGAGAGUACUACUCUCCAUUUUGUGUUCGUAUGCUCGUUCCUCUCGGCCUCUUUUUCCUUGUAUUGUCUGUGUAUUCAGCCCCACUAGUCUCUUCCGAGUCCCUAAAACACACACACACAACACUCACUUGCACCUCACGUGUACACAAAAACAUACACACACACUGGUCAGUAACACCACUCUACAGUGACACGAGAAGUUUGGCCCUCUGCUGUCUGCACUGACUUGACACACACACACACAUACACACACACGAAGACGGACACACAUUAAAGGCACAAACGCACAUCCGUUGAAGAAAACAGCAGGAUGUUUUAGACAUGGAGAGAUGUACCAUCCUAAAGUUGCCAGCACAUGCAAUGGGGGUAAUGUAUCUACCACUCACCAAACUUGGGCAUUUGUUUUGAAGGAGAGAGAAUAUAUAAUAAGAUAAACUGCUCACCAAAACAUCCCAUCCCUUCUCCCCCAGUGAGGUCCAUCGAUAACCACUGUUGAACAGCAGAUAUAAGGAUAGUAAGGAUAUAAUUACAAUGGUGUCGGCCAGGGCCGCUGCUGGCCGUUUCGGUGCCCUACGUGAGCGGGGGGGGGGGGGAAGCCCCUUUUUAUAUUUUAGGUAAAAA